AUGCAGGCUAUUAAAUGUGUCGUCGUCGGGGACGGAGCUGUGGGAAAGACAUGUCUUCUCAUCAGUUACACCACAAAUGCAUUUCCCGGAGAAUACAUUCCCACUGUAUUUGACAAUUAUUCUGCCAAUGUGAUGGUUGAUGGCCGCCCAGUGAACUUAGGAUUGUGGGAUACAGCUGGUCAGGAAGAUUAUGACAGACUGAGACCACUCUCUUAUCCACAGACAGAUGUAUUUCUGAUUUGCUUCUCGUUGGUGAGCCCUGCUUCCUUUGACAACGUUCGUGCUAAAUGGUAUCCAGAAGUGAGUCAUCAUUGUCCUAACACACCCAUCAUCUUGGUUGGAACCAAGUUGGAUCUUCGGGAUGAUAGAGAGACGAUUGACAAGCUUGCUCAGAGGAACCUAUCACCAGUCACAUACCCUAAGGGUUUAUUAAUGAUGAAGGAGAUUAGUGGUGUGAAGUAUUUGGAAUGCUCUGCUCUCACUCAGAAAGGACUCAAGACAGUGUUUGAUGAAGCUAUUCGAGCUGUACUCUGCCCAGAUCAGAACAAGAAGAAGAAGAAGGGCAACAAGUGUAGAUUAAUUUGA
Strongylocentrotus purpuratus (purple sea urchin) is the source of this 585-nucleotide messenger RNA. Its product is annotated as ras-related C3 botulinum toxin substrate 1 (rho family, small GTP binding protein Rac1)-like. The transcript has 5 exons. The coding region runs from base 1 to 585 and encodes 194 amino acids. Gene Ontology annotation, molecular function: protein kinase binding; GTP binding; GTPase activity. Gene Ontology annotation, cellular component: plasma membrane; cell cortex; cytoskeleton. Gene Ontology annotation, biological process: regulation of cell shape; motor neuron axon guidance; small GTPase-mediated signal transduction. NCBI's taxonomy places the organism in Eukaryota, Metazoa, Echinodermata, Echinoidea, Camarodonta, Strongylocentrotidae. The record is from RefSeq and is marked validated.